GAUGUCAGGGGUGUUGUGUUCUUUAUACGUACCGUGGGUUACUAAUAACACACCAUAUUCUGCAGAAUUGAACUUUUAUUUAACAGCAACAAAACCACGUUUUACACUGCCAUGCUUCUGGAUCAUUCUUCAUUUCUGCGCAUGCUGGGAACUCUGUCCAGUCACGUCCUGAUACGUGAUAUCACCACAAGGGGUUAAAAACGAGAUGGAAUUUAGCUCCUCGGAUCUCAAACACGGCACGCCAGUUUUGCUGUCUCUGUCCAGAUGUUUGAGAAGUGGAGCAAGGGAUUCAAUCGACCAUCCUUCCUGCUCAGACUGUGGGGAGGGAUUCACUUGGUCAUCUGACCAACUGGCAUGCCCGUCAUUUUACACAGGGGAAAGGCCGUUCACCUGCUCAGACAGUGGGAGUGGAUUCACUCGGUCAUUUCAACUGAAGGUACAUCAGCAAGUUCACACUGGACAAGGCCAUUCAUCUGAUCUGUGUGUGAGAAGGGAUUCAGUCGGUCAUCCCACCUGUGGACACACCAGGCAAUUCACACUGGGCAGAGGCUGGUCAUCUGCUGAAUUUGUGGGGAAGGAUUCACUCGGUCAUCUGACCUAAUGGCUCACCAGCGGGUUCACACUGGGGAGAAACCGUUCACCUGCUCAGACUGUGGGAAGAGUUUCACUAAUUCAUCCACCCUACGGAGCCAUCAGCGAGUUCACACUGGGGAGAAGCCAUUCACCUGCUCAGUCUGUGGGAAGAGAUUCACUCAGUCAUCCAACCUACAGAGUCAUCAGCGAGUUCACACUGGGGAGAAGCCGUUCACCUGCUCAGAAUGUGGGAAGGGAUUUACUCAGUCAUCCAACCUACAGAGUCAUCAGCGAAUUCACACUGGGGAGAAGCCGUUUACCUGCUCAGAAUGUGGGAAGAGAUUCGCUAAGUUAUCCAGCCUACAGAUUCAUCAGCGAGUUCACACUGGGGAGAAGCCGUUCACCUGCUCAGUCUGUGGGAAGGGAUUCACUAAUUCAUCUACCCUACAGAGUCAUCAGCGAGUUCACACUGGGGAGAAGCCGUUCACGUGCUUAGACUGUGGGAAGAGAUUCACUCAGUCAUCCAGCCUACAGAGUCAUCAACGUGUUCACACUGGGGAGAAACCAUUCACCUGCUUAGAAUGUGGGAAAGGAUUCAGUCAGUCAUCCAGACUACUGGCACACCAGUCAGUUCACAGUGGGGAGUGGCCGUUCACCUGCUCAGACUGUGGGAAGGGAUUCACUUGCUCAUCUAAUCUAAUGGCUCACCAGCGAGUUCACACUGGAGGGAUGCUGUUCUCCUGCUCAGUCUCUGAGAAGAGAUUCACUCAGUCAUCCAACCUAGUGACACAUCAGCAAGGUCACACUGGGGAGAGGCCGUUCACCUGCUCAGUCUGUGGGAAGAGAUUCACUCAAUCAUCCACCCUACAGAGUCAUCAGCGAGUUCACACUGGGGAGAGGCCGUUCACCUGCUCAAUCUGUGGAAAGAGAUUCACUCACUCAUCCACCCUACAGAAUCAUCAGCGAGUUCACACUGGGGAGAAGCCAUUCACCUGCUUAGUCUGUGGGAAAAGAUUCACCCAAUCAUCCACCCUACAGAAUCAUCAGCGAGUUCACACUGGGGAGAAGCCGUUCACCUGCUCAGUCUGUGGGAAGAGAUUCACUCAGUCAUCCAACCUACAGAGUCAUCAGCGAGUUCACACUGGGGAGAAGCCAUUCACCAGCUCGGAAUGUGGGAAAGGAUUCACUCAGUCAUCCCACCUACUGGCACACCAGUCACGUGUUCACACUGGGGAGAAGCCAUUCACCUGCUCAGACUGUGGGAAGAGAUUCACUCAGUUAUCCCACCUACAGAGUCAUCAGCGAGUUCACACUGGGGAGAAGUCGUUCACCUGCUUAGUCUGUGGGAAAGAAUUCACUCACUCAUCCACCCUACAGAGACAUCAGCAAGUUCACACUGGGGAGAAGCCGUUCACCUGCUUAGAAUGUGGGAAGGGAUUCACUCAGUCAUCCCACCUACAGAGUCAUCAGCGAGUUCACACUGGGGAGAAACCGUUCACCUGCUUAGAAUGUGGGAAGAGAUUCACUCAGUUAUCCCACCUACAGAGACAUCAGCGUGUUCACACUGGGGAGAAGCCAUUCACCUGCUUAGUCUGUGGGAAAAGAUUCACUGAGUCAUCCCAACUACGGAGACAUCAGCGAGUUCACACUGGGAAGAAGCCAUUCACCUGCUCAGUCUGUGGGAAGAGAUUCACUCAGUUAUCCCACCUAAAGAGUCAUCAGCGAGUUCACACUGGGGAGAAGCCGUUCACAUGCUUAGAAUGUGGGAAGCGAUUCACUCACUCAUCCACCCUACAGAGUCAUCAACGAGUUCACACUGGGGAGAAGCCAUUCACCUGCUCAGUCUGUGGGAAGGGAUUCACUCAAUUGUCCCAACUACACAGUCAUCAGCGAGUUUACACUGGGGAGAAGCCGUUCACCUGCUUAGAAUGUGGGAAAGGAUUCACUCAGUCAUUUAAACUACUGGCACACCAGUCAGUUCACAGUGGGGAGUGGCCAUUCACCUGCUCAGAAUGUGGGAAAGGAUUCACUCAGUCAUCCAAACUACUGGCACACCAGUCAGUUCACACUGGAGAGAGGACAUUCACCUGCUUAGACUGUGGGAAGGGAUUCACUCGGUCAUCCCAACUACUGGCACACCAGUCAGUUCACACCGGGGAGAGGCCGUUCACCUGCUCAGUCUGUGAGAAGAGAUUCACUCAGUCAUCCUACCUACAGAGACAUCAACAAAUUCACACUGGGGAGAAACCGUUCACCUGCUCAGAAUGUGGGAAGAGAUUCACUCAGUCAUCCACCCUACAGAGACAUCAGCAAGUUCAUACUGGGGAGAAGCCAUUCACCUGCUCAGUCUGUGGGAAGAGAUUCACUCAGUUAUCCCACCUACAGAAUCAUCAGCGAGUUCACACUGGGGAGAAGCCAUUCACCUGCUCAGAAUGUGGGAAAGGAUUCACUCAGUCAUUUAAACUACUGGCACACCAGUCAGUUCACAAUGGGGAGUUGCUGUUAUUAUGAAUCACGAGGUUUUGUUUGCUGUGGACUGUCAUUUUAAGAGAGAGAUUAAGAAGGUGAAUCAGUCUGACUUGCAGCUUGGUUACAUUGCUCGCAGCUUGUUUAAUUUUAAUUGAGGACACAGACACUCAGAUUCAGAUGGAGACAAAGGCAGAAAAAUGGAAGGAUUGAAGCAAGGGAACUAGUGACCAAGGGUCACUGUUUCGAACUUUCCUCUGCCCACAAGGGUGGGUUAAUUAUCGAUUCAGCGAACAUCGAAUGUGUGGUUGUCACCUCGUUUGAUCCAUAGGAGUGGAUCUGAUUUGGGGUAUCCUGUGGAGACCACUUAUGUGUUAACCCUUGCCUUGGUGUGUUGUAAUUCACUUGAAGUCGAUACCCCUUGUGACAAGUCACUUUCGGUGAUAAUUCAUAUGUGGAUGUGAAACGAGAACAGAUAAAAUCUACAGAUACUGUUCUCUCGUUUUACCACUGUGGAACCUGUGGAAUUUGACAUAAUUGCCUUCUCUCAACAUUUACCCUGGAUUACAAAUAUCUCUCUCUCAUCACCUAUUCUGUGGAUGAACUGAACUUUCAUACUUUACCGUCUCAAGACUCUAAGCCUUGUUUUCCCUGAGCUCAAUAGUUGGGAGUUAUAUUUACACACACAUAUACACAUAGUACUGUUAACUUUUGUUUAUCUUGCUUAAGUUACGAUAUUAUAAGUAGAUACUAUUAAGGAUAGUGGAUUUAACAUCAAAACCAGACUCCAGUUGUAGUCUGUUGCUGUUGGUUCAUUUCUAAAGUGUUACGGUUCAUAACAAAUCUGGGGCCUGCAUCCGGGAUAUGAGCAGAUUUGGGGGCGUAUUGAUUAAUUAUCAAUUUCAUUGGGGAAAUCCCUUUGAUUUAUUUGUGUGUGGAAAAUCAGCAGCAAUGGAUGUUGAUAGAUUUCUGGAAGCAUCAACCUCUGAGGCACUAAAGGACACAAGGAUUGAGUUGUUGAGUAUUGCUAAAAGGUUAAAACUUGCUAAGGUGAAAUUGACAAUGAGAAGGGCACAGAUGCAGAAGAUCAUAACUGAGCAUUAUGUAUCUAAGGGUGUGUUUAAAGUGGAAGAGUUGGAAGUGUUUCCUGAAUGUAAUCCUAGUGAGCUUGAGCUCCCGUACAAGUUAGAAAAAUUAAAGAUGGAGGCUGUGGAAAGGCAAAGGGAGUUUGAGGCUGGACAGGCAGAAAAACAGAGAGGAAGCAGAAAGACAGUGGAUGUUCAAGCUGGAAAAGAUAGAAAGAUUGUAGCAAAGGUGUCUCACGUUAGACUCUGGUGAUAAGUUUGAGGCCAGUCGAGAAGUUAAAUUGGUACCUCCAUUUGACGAGGCAGAGGUUGAUAAAUAGUUCCAGCAA
Messenger RNA from Mobula hypostoma (lesser devil ray), 4453 nucleotides. Its product is annotated as zinc finger protein 850-like. The coding region runs from base 601 to 3084 and encodes 827 amino acids. Gene Ontology annotation, cellular component: nucleus. The transcript has 3 exons. Gene Ontology annotation, molecular function: DNA-binding transcription activator activity, RNA polymerase II-specific; RNA polymerase II cis-regulatory region sequence-specific DNA binding. The record is from RefSeq and is a predicted model, not a curated record. Gene Ontology annotation, biological process: regulation of transcription by RNA polymerase II. NCBI's taxonomy places the organism in Eukaryota, Metazoa, Chordata, Chondrichthyes, Myliobatiformes, Myliobatidae.